Melopsittacus undulatus (budgerigar) is the source of this 3974-nucleotide messenger RNA. RefSeq names its product coiled-coil domain containing 6 (gene CCDC6). Lineage: Eukaryota; Metazoa; Chordata; Aves; Psittaciformes; Psittaculidae. The transcript is spliced from 9 exons. The record is from RefSeq and is a predicted model, not a curated record. The coding region runs from base 58 to 1479 and encodes 473 amino acids.
CGGGCACCGCCCCCUGCUCGCCUGGCGGCGCGGCGGCGGCGGGCGGGAGCGGCGGCGAUGGCGGACAGCGCCAGCGAGAGCGACACGGACGGCGCCGGCGGCAGUGGCGGCGGCCCCGCGGGGCCGCUGACGGCGGGUGGGCCGGCGGCGGGGCCCGGCUCGGGGGUGGCGAGCAGCGGCUCGGGGGGCAAGGCAGGAGGGAUCGUGAUCUCGCCGUUCCGGCUGGAGGAGCUGACGAACCGCCUGGCCUCGCUGCAGCAGGAGAACAAGGUGCUGAAGAUCGAGCUGGAGACCUACAAGCUCAAGUGCAAGGCGCUGCAGGAGGAGAACCGCGACCUGCGCAAGGCCAGCGUCACCAUCCAAGCAAGGGCAGAGCAAGAAGAGGAAUUCAUCAGUAACACUCUAUUUAAGAAGAUUCAAGCUCUGCAGAAAGAAAAAGAAACACUUGCAGUAAACUAUGAAAAGGAAGAGGAAUUUCUCACUAAUGAGCUGUCAAGAAAACUGAUGCAGCUGCAGCAUGAGAAAGCUGAAUUGGAGCAGCAUUUAGAGCAGGAACAGGAAUUUCAAGUGAACAAACUGAUGAAGAAGAUCAAAAAGCUGGAAAAUGAUACAAUUUCAAAGCAGCUCACCCUGGAGCAGUUAAGACGUGAGAAGAUUGACCUUGAAAAUACUUUGGAACAAGAACAAGAAGCACUAGUGAAUCGUCUCUGGAAGAGGAUGGAUAAACUUGAAGCAGAAAAACGAAUUUUGCAGGAGAAAUUAGACCAGCCAGUAUCUGCUCCACCAUCACCCAGAGACAUAUCAAUGGAGAUAGAUUCUCCAGAAAAUAUGAUGAGACAUAUCAGAUUUUUAAAGAAUGAAGUGGAGAGGUUGAAGAAACAACUGAGGGCUGCACAGUUACAACAUUCAGAGAAGAUGGCACAAUAUUUAGAAGAGGAGCGGCAUAUGAGAGAAGAAAACUUGAGACUUCAAAGAAAAUUACAGAGGGAAAUGGAACGUAGGGAAGCACUCUGCAGGCAACUGUCAGAAAGUGAAUCCAGCUUAGAAAUGGACGAUGAAAGAUAUUUUAAUGAGAUGUCUGCACAAGGAUUAAGACCUCGCACUGUGUCCAGUCCUAUCCCUUAUACACCCUCACCAAGUUCUAGCAGACCUAUAUCACCUGGUCUAUCAUAUGCAAGUCACACAGUUGGUUUCACACCACCAACUUCACUGACUAGAGCUGGAAUGUCUUACUACAAUUCCCCAGGCCUGCAUGUACAACAUAUGGGACCAUCCCAUGGUAUUACAAGGCCUUCACCACGAAGAAGUAACAGCCCUGACAAAUUUAAACGUCCCACUCCUCCUCCUUCUCCAAACACGCAGACCCCAGUGCAGCCACCUCCGCCACCACCUCCGCCACCUGUGCAACCUACGGUCCAAUCCGCAGCAUCGCAGUCAGCCACUUUUCAACAUUCAGUGCAUCCCUCCUCUCAGCCUUAGUGCAUGUGCUCAGCAGUCUUUAUGUCGGAAUUGGACUCAUAACAUGGAGCAGUUUACUAAAAGCCAAAGGCUUACUUGGCAUAUUUGGAUUUGACUUAUUUGCACUGAGGUUAUAUAGGCUUCACUGUUAAUUGUGUUGUAAACGUUUGUAUAAACUGCAGCCAGUGUUGUGGGUCUACAACACUAACUUAACAAAGUUUUCCAUCAGUGUUUACUUGAACUACAUGUAUGUCCAUUUUCUGGCUGGAACAUUUGCUACUCUGUUUGGUAAUACGGCAUUAUGUCGUUUUGCUUGGCUCCAAAGCUUCAUUUUCCUGGCUUUUAGGUUUGUAAAAUUAAAGGGAUACCUUUUUAUAUUUUUUCAUGACAAUUUGCAGAAAACUAAAGGCAUGAUGGGCUCUAUGAUGAAUUCUGAAACAUUACAGUGUUUACCAAGCUUAUGGAAAAUCAGUACUACGUUUCGUAACAGCUUCUAGUGCAAAAGUGAGUCAGACACCCUAAUCAGUGCCCAAGACACAUGUUUUAUUGUGUAGUGAAUAAGCUUAAUUCAGCACACAGGACACAUCCAUACUUCUGUUACAAGCACCUCAAAUGUUAUGGUACAGUCAGAAAAUUUUACAGUGAGGGAACUGGCUUGUUGGAGUCUGUGGAAUGUACAAUUCGUGGACCUUAAGAUUUGAUGAUUUCACUUGACAUUUACGUUAACCUGUAAGCUGCCCAUACUGUGUGAUCUGUCACAAUUAACUUCGGUAAGUGUGGUCCUGCCCACAGGUUACUGAUAGCUGAUUAAAGUGUGCUCUUUGAUUUUUUUGCUGCAGAAGGCAAUGUGAUUGUAGAGAACAGCUGAUGAUACUUUUUUCCUUGUUAAAAUAUAUUAAUUGUGAUUCCCCUGAAGCAAAGUUUGAACAGGUAUUUUAAAUGUUCAAAAGUCUGUUAGAAAAUAAGAUACGAGGGUAUAGGAAUAUAUUGGCAUAACAGCCAAAAUGUUGUAUUGCUUGGUAGAAACAGAGUACAAGAAAGUAGCACAACAUGGCACUAACAAAUGCUUCUUUAGCAGCCUAAGCCGGUACAAUGUAUAAAAGAAAUGUAUUCUGAAUACAUUCUUUCCAUUCAUUUAGCACAAAUAAAUUGGUUUCACUUUGCAGUGGAACAAAGUGUCACUUCUUGAUAUUGACAUCUUACUUGGUUCCAUUUUUUUGAGGUUCCUGUGGAGUACUGAGGUUUAUACAUUAUUGAUGAUUUUAAAUGGUUUACCUCAUAUAUAUGUGGAUAUGUGGGCCAUGGAAAAUGACAAGAGAAUGUUUAUUUUAUGAGAAUAUGUAUGUGGCUAUAAUCAAAGCAGAACAUGAGUAAUUUAUCUUUUGUUUACAAAAGUUUGUUUGACAUGCCUAGUGCUUUAUUAAGGACAUUUUAAAGAAGGAAGUACAGCAUUCUGGUGGUAUACUAACACUUGUACAUAUAUUUUUGUGUUUGCCGCUCACCUAUUCAGUAAGAAUUGAAAACUAAAAAUCUUCAUUAAAAUUAGUGCUCUAAAUCAGAAUAGUAACUUGAUGUUGCAAAAGGCUCCACUUCAGGCAAAACUAGAAUUUCUUCAUGGUAGCUAUGUAGUUUCAGCUCUGAGAAGAUUUAGAGAAAUGCAUAUCAAGUCUAUUACACUUCUUAAACCAAUAUGGGAUCAAGUGCAUUAUCAAAUCACAUUCGUUAUGGUACUAAUGAAGUGAUUCUCAAGAUAGUUACUUACCUAAAAUUUGACCAGUGAUUCCAUCUGAAAAUCAUUGACUAGCAGAUGCUCACCUUUCCAGAGAGGCAAUUCAGCUGUGAGCAUUGUAAUUAAACAGAACUCCUGAAUCGGUGGUAGGAUUACAUGUGAGAAAAUUACAGGCAGUCAGAGGUGGGACUGAGGUCAGGAUAAGAUUGAUUUAGUUUUCCGCUUGUCCUUUUGUAAACAUAAGAUGAAUUAAAAAGUAUAUUCUUUUAUAAGUAGGAUUCUAUCUCAAACAUACCACUGUUUGAAAUGGUGCCCCCCUUUCUGAAGUGCUUUGAGGUUCUUGGACAUACUCUACAAGAGCGGAAAUUCAGUGAUGGUAGUGUAAGUGCAGGGGGAGAGAGGAGAGGUUUGAGAGUGUUGUUUUAAGAUCUUAAAAUGGAAAAUUGCCUAGAAUAAUUUACAUUUGAAGCAUAUUCCAAAACUGAAUUUGUGUAACCCAAGUUCAGCUGCUGUUAUAAAGUGUCUUAACGAACUCUCCUUAUUAUCUCAGUAGGACUGUUACCAGAGGAAAGUAAAGAACUGACAAAUGUAUAUUAAAUCUUGAAAGUGUAACAAGGCACUAAAUUGGCCUUACCUGAGAACAUUGAACAAACAUUUGCUUGCAAUCAGAAGUGUUAAGCUCUACUUGUAGACUUUUUGAAUAAGAUGAGACAUUGUGCACAACCAUCUCCUAAUAAAUGUAAAUGGAUUUUCAAUUUUCCUUGUGAAUUAUAUUCAUGAAUUAUGA